Molecule: messenger RNA, 1191 nt
Organism: Aspergillus nidulans FGSC A4
Lineage: Eukaryota; Fungi; Ascomycota; Eurotiomycetes; Eurotiales; Aspergillaceae
Product: CorA family magnesium transporter
Exons: 2
Coding region: 1-1191 (396 amino acids)
Cellular component (GO): membrane; mitochondrial inner membrane
Source: RefSeq, a predicted model, not a curated record
AUGAGUGUCUAUCGACCCAUUAACGCGCUGUCCAAUGCAUCACGGCCGUGUGUACACAAACAUCAGCGAGUCCAUGAACUGUCCCUCCAAUACUCCCAGCGGCCUAUGAACGGCAACGCUUCCAUGCGGUACUCGCGGUACGACGAAAGUGCCGACCCUGAUAUGCGUGACAAGCAGGCCCCUUCCGAGGUCCAGAGCCAAACGAAGUUAGAAAUCGCCCAGAAAUAUGGCCUGACCACUCGCGAUCUACGGGUGUUUGAUCUCCCUUCCGCUGGAUUUCCGCAUGUCCUGGUUCGGGAACAUGCGAUUUUGGUCCACUUGUUUGAUCUGCGGCUGCUGAUUGAGUGUGACCAUGUCUUGCUUUUCCAUCUGGCUAGUAAAUCUGUUGAGGCUGGGAGUGCGAGUUCCAACAGUAAUGGCGACGACGAUGAAAGUGAUUUUGGCAUUGGUAGCAGUGUCUCACAGGUUUUCAGUCACAACCUCGAGCGAAAGCUUCUAGGUAGCGCCAACAGUACAACCCAGCCUUACGAACUACGGGUUCUCGAAGCAGCGCUUGCCUCAGCGACGUCUGUCCUCGAAGCGGAGUACAGCCUUACCGCAGACGAAGUCUCCCAACUCCUCCGGAAGACACACCAGGACGCGCCCUUCAUAUCAGACAAGGAAAAGGAAUACGAGUCGCUUAUCCACGCCCUUCUUCGCCUUUCUCGUCAUCUUGCAAGUAUUGAUCAAGCCGCUCGGCAGGUUCGCACACUGACUUCCGAGGUCCUCGCCGAGGAUGAAGAUAUGGCGAAUAUGUACCUCACCGAUAAAGCUCAGGGAAAGCCACAUCUUCCGUCCGACCACCAGGACGUCGAGUACCUUUUUGAAGCGUACUUUAAGGCCUCCGACACCAUUGUGCAGGAGGCCACACGUAUGAUGGGCAAUAUCACACGCACGGAAGAGACGAUCCGCGCUGCGUUAAGCGUGCGGCGUAACCAGAUCAUGGUUCUCGAGGCGCGGAUUGAGAUCUUGAUGCUUGCGCUUGCAGGCGGGACGCUGGUGGCAGGAUGGUAUGGUAUGAAUGUUGUUAAUGGGAGCGAGGAAAGCAGUACGGCCUUCGGGGCGAUUGUUGUGGGCAGUCUGAUGGGCGUUGGCCUCAUCACCUGGGGUGGGCUACGGCGGCUGAAGAGGAUUAAUAAAAUACGGGUUUAA